Encephalitozoon intestinalis ATCC 50506 is the source of this 201-nucleotide messenger RNA. RefSeq names its product ATP synthase subunit H. The record is from RefSeq and is a predicted model, not a curated record. Gene Ontology annotation, cellular component: proton-transporting V-type ATPase, V0 domain. Gene Ontology annotation, biological process: proton transmembrane transport. Gene Ontology annotation, molecular function: proton-transporting ATPase activity, rotational mechanism. The coding region runs from base 1 to 201 and encodes 66 amino acids. The transcript has a single exon. NCBI's taxonomy places the organism in Eukaryota, Fungi, Microsporidia, Unikaryonidae.
AUGGCAGACGCUUCUAUUCUUCUGUGCUCUAUUGCUUUCAUACUUAUGGUGUCUACCGCCAUAGUGGUGUUGACAAGAGGGAAAUCCACCAGAAACAAGGACGAAGUGAGAAUCGGUCUGAUCGGCGCUUUAGCAUUUGGAUACAUUGCAUGGGCCUGUGUGUACAUGUCGCAAAUAAAGCCAUUUGUUGGCCCGGAGUAG